Molecule: messenger RNA, 4886 nt
Organism: Schistosoma curassoni
Lineage: Eukaryota; Metazoa; Platyhelminthes; Trematoda; Strigeidida; Schistosomatidae
Source: the annotation of a GenBank genome assembly
GUAUCUCCUUGAAGUGGCGCGUUCUACACAUUAGUGUCGGAUUUAGGUUUUUUGUUGGUUGUGGUCAAAUCUCGUAGAUCCCAUAAACUAUUUGAGACUAUAUAGUUUAUAUUGUGUCGGCACAUAUCCAUGUAACAGUAAAGAAUAUAAUUGGAUCUUAGAUAUUUUGAUCUCGCACUUCAUUACUCAUAACAGAUGAUCAGUGUUGCAUAACAUUAUUUUCACGUACUCCUUUCAACAUUCAAAUGCUAUGCUAUAUAUCUCUAGAAAAACCGUAUUACAACAAAAAGUACAAGUUGUUCAGUUAAAAUAAACUAUCCAAAGGAACAGGAAUUAGUUUCUGACUAAGCAGAGUUACCCAAUCCCACUAUUUUUCUAUAACUUUGUCAUCAAUGGCAGUCUGGAAACGCCUCAGAAGGAAGUACAUAAUAGAGGUGGUGACGAUGGUGAUGUGAAUCUCCUAUCUUCAUAAAAUUUUCUGUCAUCGGUAUGUUUGUGUAAAUGAGAUAUGAAGUGCUCUUUGUUCUGCCUACAUUAGCAAAAUAACCACAAAAUUUGGAGAUCAGUUGUUUAUUGGAUGAUUAUGUCUGUCUUCGCAAAUCAUGAUGCCAUUCAUAUGAAUCCUGGAGUCUCAGACGAAUCCGUUUUAUAUACACAUUCGUAUUUAAUUCCUCCACUAAACCAACUGGAAAAUGAUAUUCUUAAGUCAGAUCCAGAUAUUCUUACAUGUGUACAGUCUAAUAGGUCUCAUUCACCUAGUCAGCAAAUAUAUGAUAUGCUUGAUAGUACAGUUCUUUCUGAUAAUCCAAUCCAAACCAUAACUAAUUCCUCAUGCAAAUCUCAAAUCUCAAUAAAAUCUAGUUCUUGCGACACAAGUAACGCCAAUUUAAAUGUCGAUAUAAAACCCUCUUUCAUUUACACUGACCAUCCUCAAAUAAUUAAUCAAUCCUUCUUAACAGAUCUUCACAAUCAUACUAAUAUUCGUACGGUUACUUCGGAUACCAACCUUAAUCUUUGUCCCAUAGCUGAUUCAAUUAACAGUACUCAUCUUCAGGAAUUUGUUUAUAACACACCUCAAAAAUUUCCUCAUAUGUUACCUCCCGAUACUCACCAACACACUGUGUACCCUGAUAAUGUAGUAUCAGAACCAUUCACUAGUCUGCUUGCUUCUGGGAGUUCAAACGAAACCUCCACAUCUUAUUUACCCCAAGUUACAAAAGUUGAGACUAAUUCUCUUACUGUUUCUCAGUCUCCAACGUUGUUGUUUGUCGAUCCUAACAAGACAAAACCUGAGAGUAGAGGAUGUUUCCUUGAACAAAUUCCUUCCGAAUUGGCUAGCCAGUCUUCAUCAGCUACUUCUGUAAAUACAACUAAUUUGAAUCCAAUUUGUGUAAUUUGUGGUGAUAAAGCCAGUGGCAAACAUUAUGGUGUAAUUUCAUGCGAAGGAUGUAAGGGGUUUUUUAAACGAACAGUGCGUAAACAAUUAGUAUAUGUUUGUCGGGAAUCAGGUCAAUGUCCUGUAGACAGACGGAAGCGUACACGUUGUCAGCAUUGCCGUUUUGAGCAGUGCUUAGCAAAGGGAAUGAAGAAGGAAGCUGUUCAAGAAGAGCGUCAUCGCCAACCAUCAUCAAAUCCAGUGCCUUCAAUUCCUAAGCCGCCAAAGAGUGAAAAGAAAGGUCCUGGGCGUCGUUCAGCAUUUAGUAACAAAUCUGCUGACUCAGUUGUUACUGAUCAACAUCCGAACAUUAAUCAUGAUUCACCACCUAGUAUUUCUACGACCGUUACAGCUACUGACUGCGUACAAUCUAAUCUAGUUAAAUCAGAAAGUUCAACUACCUGUAUUCAAUCUAAUGAUGUAUUGCUAUCCGACGAAACAGAUCUACCCAAUUUAACAUUACGAUGUUUACUUUCUGCUGAAUUAAGCAUGGAUCCUAAAUUGGCUGUAUCAGAAAGAGGUGAAGCAAUUUAUGAAGAUAUACCUGGUGAUGAUGAUACUGGUUUACAUCCAUUGACCAUAAUCUGUCAGUCUAUAGAACAACAAUUACCUCGAAUAGUUAAUUGGGCUCGUCAGUUACCAGUAUUUUCAUCUGCCUAUCUUAGUUUUGAUGAUCAGUUCUGUUUAAUAAAAGCUGCUUGGCCUGAAUUAGUUCUAAUCAGCUCAGCAUAUCAUUCAACUGUUAUUAGAGACGGUCUACUUUUAUCAAUUGGACGUCAUCUUGGUAGAGAAGUGGCUAAAUCACAUGGUCUAGGCCCUCUUGUUGAUAGAAUUCUUCAUGAACUUGUUGCACGUUUUCGUGAUUUAUCGUUACAAAGAACUGAAUUAGCUUUACUACGUGCUAUUAUUCUUUUUAAUCCUGAUGCUAAUGGCUUAUCAUCACGUCAUCGCGUAGAAGCUGUCAGGGAGCAGCUUUAUUCAGCUCUUCAUUCGUAUUGUACGACUAAUCAACCCCAAGAUACUUCCCGUUUCACAAAAUUACUACUAAGAUUACCUCCUUUACGAUCCAUCGCAUACAAGUGCCUUGAACAUUUGGUAUUUGUCAAAUUAGCAGCUGAAGACCCAACAAGUUGUCGUUUGAUCAAUCUUGUUGAACAUGGUGUUUGGCCUAUACAAGAGAAAAGUUUUGAACUUGCCACUUUACCAUCCGAUAGUGCAUCUACAGACUCAGUGCCAAGUCAAAUUACUAUGGUCCCUACUCCUCAGUACAUUCAACAUCAAGAUGAUAAUUCACUACCAACCAGUAGUCAUACUGAUCUCUCCUACACACACACAUUGCCAAAUUUCCAUACAGUUCAGAAUUAUCCGUUUUGAAAAUACAACUAUUAAAGACGAGGAGUCAACAGCUUGUAGGAAUUUUCUUGAGCUCUCACAAUGAUAUAUAUCAGAUCUCAUGUCAUGCUUAUCAACUACUGCCUCAUCAUCACUAUACAUGAUUAUUAUUUUCUAUUGAAUGAUUUUUCGAUCAGUUGUUUUUUCUACUCUUUUCGUUCUCUUUUUGUAGUCAGUUUAGGAAAUGAAAUAUUUCCAUUCUUUAAAUUUAUGUGUAUGUAUAUUUUGCAACUAAAAAGGUAGUUACGUAGAUAAAUGAGUGUUUCUCACUACUCACAUAACAACUAUGAAUUCCAUUCAUGGCUUUUUAUUCUUUACCUGAAACCUGUUGCUCACUAUGAGAAAAAAGUUUGCUUGUUAUUUUUUUUCUAAUACUAAAGAUUGUUAGUUCAUGAUUGUUGAUUUUGUAUAGUUCUCAUAGGUUUGUAUAUAUAUAUAUGUAUAUUUUUUUAAAGAGUUGUUUUAACGCAAGCUUUCUCCUUAUUUUUAAUCCGAACACCAGUCGUAUGGGCGUAUAAUUGAUAAUAUGUUUCUGGUUGAUAACAAUAGUAAUUCACCAGGCACUCAGGUAUGAACAUCACUCGCAAUGUGAUGGCUAAUGACACUACCACGUUAUCCAAACUGUAGUGGAGCGAGGAGAGAACCUUGGAUUUAGUGGUUGAAAGUCCAACCCAUUAAUCACUUAAUCAAUGGGUUGCUAUAUAUAGGAUAGUAUAGAAGCAAAAGUAAUAAACUGUGACCCACGCAUUUCAUAAACUUUAUUGUUGCUAAGUCUAUAUAAUAAUAUACAGUUACAUAAAAAAAAUAAAGAAUUACGUGAAAAAUCCUGGAGAUCUUUAAUUACUCUGGAAUUCAACCAAAUGCAAAGACGCUUAUAUGUUAUUGCUUAAAUCUAAUUGAUUACGUGAAUUACUAUAAUACUGAAAUACUAAAAAAUAUCAAUUAAAGAGUUUAUGUUGUUGAGGAGCUUCCAAUUUAUUUAAAGGAACAAUUCUUGAGUUACUUUGUGUGUCUGAAUGUACAAUAGGUUCUAGAUAAUGGAACUUUGAGCCUCAGGAUUAUUCAUGUAACGUCAUCAACUUUACAUUUGCAGUUGAGAGAGAUGGGCUUUUGCUGGCUUCCCACUUUCAUGUGGUCUUUAAUUUUUCUAUAUCUAUCAGUAGACUUUUGUAAAUAGAUGUUAUGUCUCAACGUUUAUCAAUCCUUUCUCGAAAUAAUGGACCUUGUAUUGUUUUUGGUCUAAAGAGCAAUUAAUUUAUAACUAACUAUGAUUUUAAUGAUCACAAAUAUCUAAAAAAAGUUGUUUUGUAAGUUUCAGCUGGUUAAUGCAGUUAAACCUUUUGAUCUGAAGUGUAGUUAUGUUAGUUUUCUAACUCUAUAUCAUUUGUAAUUUGUCUCAAAAUAUCAAUUCGCAUAUAAAACUAUUCCAUUUAAAUAUGGCAUACUAGAUCUUUUAAAAAGCAAUAAUUCCAUUGGACGGUACUAAUAUGGUGAAUAUGAACGCAGUCUGGGACAACCAAACGUACUUCAGUACAAAAUUACAGUUCUUUGGUAAAACGUGAAAACCACACUUUCGAUACUUCCUCUGCAAAAACUCCAUCAAUUGUUUUAACUUCUACUGUUCCUUCAUUUGCAUAAGGAUUACUAUCUGUUCCCGUUCUCAUUGAUCCGUCUUCCCAACUUUCUACUACCAGGCCUCCCAUUUCUGAUUGGUGCUAUAUACUACUCAUGUCUGUCUAUGUCAGUAGCACACACCACACUAACAAUCCUAAAUUUAUACGCUGUAAUCUUAAAUGAUGUAUUUACCUUGAAUAUGCUCUCAGGAAUAUUAAUUUGAAUUUAUAAUUGCAGACCGUAAUGAUGAUUUCUUAUUUUUAAAAAAUACUCUUCGUUCAGUUCAUGUAUUUUUGCUUGAAUUUGAGAAAGCCUUCUGUCGUAUUACGAAUUAUAAAAUUUCAUUUAUUUAAUUUUACUCAGUCUACUUUAUUACAUAAUUUGUUAUAGAAAAUCGGGCCUCAGUCUUUCUAUUCAUUGUUCAAUAGCAAAAUAAAGCUUUCUU